This is a messenger RNA of Schistosoma curassoni, 840 nucleotides long. NCBI's taxonomy places the organism in Eukaryota, Metazoa, Platyhelminthes, Trematoda, Strigeidida, Schistosomatidae. The record is from the annotation of a GenBank genome assembly.
AUGAGAUAUAUUCCUCCACUUGCUCUGUUAAUAUCGGUGUAUUUGGUCGUCACAUUGCUUUGCGAUAUCUACAAUUGUCAAGACAUCUGUCAACAACGUGAAUUAGCGAAAUAUGAAAAAGUAAUUUUCGUCAACGCUACAUACAAAUAUACUCAUUAUUACAAUUACUCACAGAGAAUACGUACUAAACAGUCAAAUCCAGUUGUUAAUGGCACGUUUGAAACAUUUAAUACCAGACAGAAAGUUCAGCCGAAAUUCCCGUUUAAAUAUUACGAAACAAACUUCUCAAUAUACUUGAUCCAAACAACUGGUUCAGUGUUAUUCGUGAGUGAUACACCCGGACUGAUAAAUCACAUUAUGCCAGGCAAUUUUCUUCCUCAAUUUGAGAUGCUACAUAACAAUGAAUCAAUUGCUGUGAAAUGGUAUUUUCGGACACAUGUUAAUGAUACAUAUAUUACAAGCAAGGUCACUAAUCUGAUACAUCGGAAUGGGAAGAUAUCUGUGUAUUAUGAGAACAUUCCUACGGAAAUCGAGGAUAGGCAGCUGUACACAAAGAUUCAAUAUAUAGAUGCUUGUUCAGAUUCACUUGAAAUUAAAUAUGUAGAAUUAACUGAGAUAAGUGUCCCCAGUAAAUGGAUCAAAAGUGACACGCUAGUGGAGAUUGAACCAAUCGAGAGUAGUUGUUCAAAGCAUAGUUCGACUGACGAAUGCCAAAAUGCCACAACAUCAAAUAUGAGGUGUAUUUGGUGUGAAACAGCUAAUAUGUGCAUUAUUAGCAAUGAUGAAGAUACUCAUGAAUUGAAAGUAGAUGAUUGCCGUAUAAAAAACACGACCGUUUAA